UGCAAAUGUUACAAAAGACAAUUUUAUCAAUGUCUUGUCACCUGCCAAAACCUGUCGUUUGUUGUGUUUUUUUCAACAAUUUGGUCUCAAUUUUAAACAACUAAGAUGGUAUUUAGUACAGGUAUAAGUCUGCAAAAUCCAAUGGGGAAAAGACAGGUUGUGGUUUUCACAGUUGGGUGGCUUGCAUAUGCCUCAACAUACUGCCUUCGAAAACCUCUUGGAGUGGUAAAAACUGAUCUAGAAACAGAGUUGUCCAUGAGCAAAACACAGCUGGGAUUGUUGGACACUGCACUUCUAUUACCAUAUGCUGUCAUGCAGAUACUGCUUGGACCAAUGGCUGACAAGUUUGGAGCGAGGAAAACUUUCGGUGUUGGACUUGUCCUGUCUGCUGCUUCCAUGUUUACAUUUGGUGCAUGGAGUAAUUUUAACCUGUUCUGCAUCUUGUUAUUUCUGAAUGGAACAGCUCAGUCCCAGUGUUGGCCGAGUGCAAUAAAGGCAGUGGGGUCCUGGUUCCCGGACAAUGUACUUAACUCGGUGUUUGGAGUUUAUGGGACCUGCACAUUUGCUGGUGGAAUCAUAGGAACUGCUCUUGCAGUUUGGUUGCAAACUAGUUACGGAUGGAGAAGUGCUUUCUUCAUACCAUCUGCAGUUGUGGGUUGUAUGGGUCUGCUGGUGUUAUUGUUCUUCCAACAGCCAGAUGAGCUGAACAUUCAGGUGCCGGGAAAAGCUAGCUCCACACCCAGCAAAUCAAAGGCUUCUGCUUUAUCGUGGCUUCAGCUGUUGAAAAUUCCAAUGUUAGUGGAGGUAUCCCUGGGUCUGUUUUGCCUGAAGACAGUCCGCUACUGUCUCUACAUGUGGCUCCCCAUGUAUCUUCUCAACCAGCUGCAGUAUUCGAAAGUGGAGGCUGGAAUGUUCUCUACCAUGUUUGAGGUGGGAGGGGUACUGGGCAGUGCCAUCAUUGGAUUCAUACUGGACAGGUUGACAUUUUUUCGGGGACGGCCCCUGUUUGGUACGGGUAUGUCAGCGGCAGGAUCGGCGGUCAGUCUGAUGCUGUUUGUAUUGACUGGGCCAUAUGGGUUCGUGUUUAAUAUGACGUUCCUGUUCCUGGCCGGAGCCUUCAAUUGUGGCUGCGAUACAAUACUCAGCGGGUCAAUACCCCAGGAGCUGGGCAACAGAGACGGGAAAAAUGCUGCAGCAGCUACUGUCGGCAUGGUCAAUGGUAUUGGCAGUGUGGGGACAUUCCUUGAGGGCCCUGUGAUUGGAGUGAUUGCCACAGUAUAUGGCUGGUCCGGCAUGUUCUACUUCAUGAUCAUUGUCACCAUCCUCGGCAGUAUUGCAGUGUUUAAAGCGUCUGUGAUAUAUGCAAGACAACCUAAGUCUAUUCCUGAACCAAUUUCAUUAAACAUGACCGAUUUAGAAUGAGUGUUGUUCAUUCAAAAUCUGAACAAUUGUGUUCAAUAUUUAUGAUCAUUGAUUCAUCACCAUUCUGAACAAUCUUUCUGUUAAAGAUUGCAGGCGUUUCAGAAUCUGUAGGUAUAUAAUUAAACAUUUGAACGAUAUUAAACAUCAGAAUGACCGUUGGUUAUGAUGGCCAAAACAGUUCACUACUUAUUAUCAUUAUUGCCAUCCUUGGCAACCUCACAGAAGGUGUCUUUCUUAUAUGCCAGACAAUCCCUUGCGCAACCAAGUUCAUUGAAUAACAUUGUUUGAGAAAUACAAAUUUAUUGGUCAUUAUAGUAUUCAUCCGUCUUUAUAAUUACAGUUGAACACCGCUAUUCAGAUCACCGUUUAUCAGAAUUUAUCGCUAUUUCGAAAUUAUGUUUCGGUCCGGAUUGUAGUCCUUCCUUGUUUAACUAAAUUUUUAAUCUUUAAACAAAAAAAUCGCUAAUCCGAAAUAAUCGCUACCCAGAAGUAAAAAUUAUUAUCCCGAUUUGGUAUUUCACACCUAUUUAUUAAUUCUUAUUUCCAACUCGAUCAUGUCAUGGUUUUUCACUCUAUACGAAUGCACUCGGGCAUCGGCUUGAGGUGACAAUGGAGCACAAUUUGCUCUUGUUAAAGAAUGACAUUGAGCACACGUAUGUUACAAACAUUGAUGUCAGAAAAUGAGCGAUUCAUUAGAGUGAUGAAGUGUGUAUAUUAUUGCUGGUAAACACAACCUAAAUAUCAUUCGUAAAUCUCAUCUGAUUUGAUGGCCGCAUUGCUCACUCGAUCCGCUACCAAACAAUCUGUGUUAUGUUCAGAAUGCAUACAUGUGCUGUCAUUUUCUUUAAAUGUUUUAUGUUGUUAUAAGAAAUAUAAUAACAAAUUAUUUGUCAUUUAAUAAAUCAACAAAUAUUUUUGUAUACGAAAGAUCACUCAAACUGAAUGUAUGGUAUUGGUAAUGUGUAACCGACAUUGCAAUCUUCACAACUUAGUAUUCACGUCAUCUAUAAUUCGUGAACGAUGUCGAUUUUGGAUUAACGGUGUUCAACUGUAUUAAGUAUAAUCAUCGUCGUUGUUAUUCAACAUUACUGGUACAUUCCGAAAUCCGAGGUGUCUUUGAGAAUAACAUGUUUGUUUGACCGUGCCACUCAAGCUAAUACACUGGAAUACCUCAACUUUUACAUUCCCAGCUAUUGAUCGGUCGCUCCAUUUUAAACAGGGUGUGUGAACAAGUUGCUAUUGAUUGAGGUGUGUAGUAUUGUGUUUUAAUAAUUAACAUAACAUGGUUGUAUUUUCUUUUCUUGAUUUUCACCACGAUGGUAAUGUUUAAUGUACAAGUAUAAGAAUAACCUUUUAAUUGAUUAAUUGAUGUUUAUUCAGGUUAGAACACUAUAUAUAUUUAUCCUUAAGAAUCUUCUUAGAAGAUUUUUUUUUUGAGAGAUUUAUUCUAAUGUUGUUGUUUUUAAAUGAACAAGUGUUAAACAUGAGUAGCAACAGUAUAUUUGAUAAAUCUGUUCUAUUUACACUAUAAAACCAUGUUGAUCUUGUUAUACUCAUAAUUGUUUUUGUUUUUUCAUUUCUAUAAAAGUCUCAUUGAAAUUGCUCAAAUGUUUUGUUUACUUUUACAUGCAACAUUGUUUUGUAAGCUUGUCUGUUUUAAGCUCGACUGGGCACAAAGUGCUCAAGGUGAGUGAGCUAUUUUGACCGCCGUCCAUAUUGGCAUUUUUGGCUUCAAAUAACAUCUUAGAAAAAACUUGGGUAAUUUUUCAGCUCAAACAUUUCAAAAUUGUUCACAUAGUACUGGUACAUUACACACUAAGGGCCAAAGAGCUAAAAAAUAGACAACAAUUUUGAAAAUAUUCUUAUCAGAAACUGUUUAAUUUUUUAUUUUUAAAAAGCAUUGUCCAGUGAUUUUCUACAAUUUUUUGUGCAAAGAGUAACACAGAGGUCAAAAUUAAUUGUUUGAAAUAGACCGGAAAACGAGUACAAAAAAUAUUUACUUUAGAAUUUUGAAAAGCUCCCAAGUUAUAAAAUUUUACUCAGGUGAUUGAUUUAUGGCCAUAAGAAAUGGAGGUAUUUUCAUAGCCUGUAAUUCGCCAUUGUAGUCUUCAAAUCUUAACCUUGGUCAUGUGUUAAAAUAAUCCAUAAAAUAAUCUCUACUUUAAUUCUACUGUUAAAAAAGUAUCAAAGUAUUUUACAAUUUGUGCCUUUUGAAUUCUAUUGAACUGGAAUUGUAAAAAGUUAUAAUUAUCUGUUGAAUUGUUGAUGGUUAUUUUAUCUAUGCAUUUUUUUAUUCCAAAAUGGUUUUUCAAUCCAUGUUAAGUAUUUCACAUAAUUUUUAUGUUUUUCUGUGAUGCUCUAUUAAAUGUUCUGACUUU
Molecule: messenger RNA, 3800 nt
Organism: Mya arenaria
Lineage: Eukaryota; Metazoa; Mollusca; Bivalvia; Myida; Myidae
Product: sugar phosphate exchanger 3-like
Exons: 14
Coding region: 106-1422 (438 amino acids)
Biological process (GO): transmembrane transport
Cellular component (GO): membrane
Molecular function (GO): transmembrane transporter activity
Source: RefSeq, a predicted model, not a curated record